Molecule: messenger RNA, 1577 nt
Organism: Terrapene triunguis (Three-toed box turtle)
Lineage: Eukaryota; Metazoa; Chordata; Testudines; Emydidae
Gene: TP53
Product: tumor protein p53
Exons: 11
Coding region: 34-1245 (403 amino acids)
Biological process (GO): apoptotic process; regulation of transcription by RNA polymerase II; protein tetramerization
Cellular component (GO): nucleus
Molecular function (GO): protein binding; DNA-binding transcription factor activity, RNA polymerase II-specific; RNA polymerase II cis-regulatory region sequence-specific DNA binding
Source: RefSeq, a predicted model, not a curated record
AGAACUUUGCCAUUACUGGAUGGAACAGCUGGAAUGGAGCCGAUGUUGGACCCCGGGCUAGAGCCGCCCCUGAGCCAGGAGAGCUUCUCUGAUUUCUGGAGCAAUAUCUGGUAUCCCACGAACGCGGAUUCCACCGCAACGGAGAGCCAGCGGCUGUCUAGCCUGCCGGACCCAGACCCGGACCUGGCCCUGGGCCUGGCCCUGGGCCUGUCUGGCUCGGGGGACCCCUCCCUCCUGCUCCCACAGGCUGGGGGCAGUGACGGGGGCUGGGAGCUCCCCGGCCCGGCCCCAGAGCCGCCCCCCACCUCUUCCACCGUCCCCUCCACCGAGGACUACGCUGGGGAGCACGGAUUCGAGCUGGUCUUCCAGCAGUCGGGGACCGCCAAGUCCGUCACCUGCACCUACUCCCCGGAGCUGAACAAGCUCUACUGCCAGCUGGCGAAGACCUGCCCUGUGCAGAUCAAGACGGCCAGCCAGCCCCCGCCCGGCUCCGUCGUCCGGGCCACAGCCGUCUACAAGAAAUCGGAGCACGUGGCCGAGGUGGUGAGACGCUGCCCCCACCACGAACGCUGCGAGGAUAACCGCGACGGGGUCGCCCCGGCCCGCCACCUGAUCCGGAUCGAGGGGAACCAGCAGGCGCAUUACUACGACGACGAAAACACCAAGCGCCAGAGUGUCAUGGUGCCCUACGAGACGCCCCAGGUGGGGUCAGACUGCACCACCGUGCUGUAUAACUUCAUGUGUAACAGUUCGUGCAUGGGGGGCAUGAACCGGCGCCCCAUCCUGGCCAUCAUCACUCUGGAGGGCAGGCACGGGCAACUCCUGGGCCGCCGAUGCUUCGAGGUUCGAGUCUGCGCCUGCCCCGGACGAGACCGCAGGACGGAGGAGGAGAAUUUCCGCAAGAAAUUGGCCGGCAGGGUCCUGAGCGGGGCCGGAGCCCUCAAAGGGGGCAGAGCCAAGAGGGCUCUCCAGGCUACCAUGGAAACAGCUGAGAACCCCAAGAAGCGGGUGGUGUCCACCGAGAAAGAGGUCUUCCUACUCGAGGUUCGUGGGCGCAAACGAUACAUGAUGCUGAAGGAAAUCAAUGACGCCCUGGAGAUGGUGGCCGCCAAGCAGCAGGGGGAGCCAGAGAGUCACCGGAACCCCAUGCCCUCGAGGUUGCUGAAGACCCGGAAGGAGUCGGGGGACGAGCUGUUGCCUCAGAGUGGAAAGAAGCUGCUGGUGAAGGAGGAGGAUUCGGAAUAAUUCCCCCCUCCAGACCCGCCCCCUCCCCCCCGCGCCUGGUCCUGUCUUGCACUCAGCUAAUUUUCACUGCCAGCUUUUCACAGUCAUAGUUUUCUAUGAAAUCUCCUGUCUCCCGCGGGGAGUGGGGUCGACCCUACGGUUCCCCACCCCGCCCUCACUUCUCAUGACGGCGGGGGGGGGGGAGGGGGGGAGACUGUUCCCAUCCUACUGAGGACCCCGCCCCCUUCUGGGACCCCGCCCCCUGGUCCCGCGACCCCGCCCCGCUCUGUACACCCACCCUUCCGCUGGACUUUUAUACCAACUUUUUAUACAAUAAAUCCAGCUGGUUCUUA